Messenger RNA from Aspergillus saccharolyticus JOP 1030-1, 621 nucleotides. Its product is annotated as peroxiredoxin-like family protein. Bases 1 to 621 code for a protein of 206 amino acids. The record is from RefSeq and is a predicted model, not a curated record. The transcript has 2 exons. NCBI's taxonomy places the organism in Eukaryota, Fungi, Ascomycota, Eurotiomycetes, Eurotiales, Aspergillaceae.
AUGUCGUUCGAACACAUCCUCCCCCGAUCCCUGGAAGACGAUGAAACCAGGGAUCUGUACGAAGCCUACGAGAUCGAGCUGCACAACUCGGCGGGGGGCUCCAUCCGCUUCGGGGACUUGAUCGCUGGGAAGGGGUUGAAUAUCACGACGCUGGUGAUUUUCAACUACGUCCGCAACGUCUCCCACCACCUGACCGACAACCUCCUCAGUACCCUCCCACAAACCGGUCCCUCGCAGGUCAUCAUCAUCGGUUGCGGCGACCCCGCGCGCAUCGUGCCCUACGUCGCCGAGACCGCUGCUAAAUUCCCCGUGUACACCGACCCGACAGGGCGCAUCUACUCGAAGUUGCAUAUGAAGCGCACUGUGGAUGGCAUCACGCGUCCGCCGGCGUACACGGAGGUCUCGUUUGUGCGGGCGUUGGGGCGUACCCUCAGACAGAUGUUUUCAGCGGGCGGUCUGUUGAGGGCGUUUCGUGGCGGGCCGUGGAAUCUGAAUGGGGGGGAGUGGGUGUUUCGUGGGGGUAGGUGCGUGUAUAUGCAUCGCAUGGAGAGUUUGGGGGAUCAUUUGACGGCGCAUCAGUUGCUGGAGGUUUUGGAGCAGGAGGGGAGUGGGAAGGGGUGA